AUGUGUGGGCCGAAUUACGUUUCAUUUCCCAGUAACGGAGUAAUUUGCGGAUUAACGAUAUGUCCUGACGAAUCGAUUUUUCAUUAUUAUUAUUGCUGUUACGGAUUGUUGGGCGCUUGUUGCUUUUACCUCAGGACAUGGGUCAUUUUUAUCGAUGACACGAAUGAGGCCGAUGAUAAAAAUAUUGUGAAUAGUGAUAUUGUUCGUGAAUAUGAUACCAGUGAUAAACUAACAGUUACUAAGAUAAUUCUACUGGUAUUCUUUAUUCUCGCAUUAGUACUGUGUGGUAUAGCUGCUGCUGUCGCAGCCUUUACAAGGACCUACCAACAGCGCUUACAACCUUCUAAUGCCACACUUCCUGAACGUGACGUCCACUAUUAUCCACCACGUGAACAUACAGUCUACUUCACUGAUCAUACUCGAGAUCGAAGUCUCUGA
Messenger RNA from Thelazia callipaeda (thelaziosis nematode), 438 nucleotides. The record is from the annotation of a GenBank genome assembly. NCBI's taxonomy places the organism in Eukaryota, Metazoa, Nematoda, Chromadorea, Rhabditida, Thelaziidae.